This is a messenger RNA of Danio aesculapii, 606 nucleotides long. RefSeq lists its product as uncharacterized. NCBI's taxonomy places the organism in Eukaryota, Metazoa, Chordata, Actinopteri, Cypriniformes, Danionidae. The transcript has 2 exons. The record is from RefSeq and is a predicted model, not a curated record. Bases 1 to 603 code for a protein of 200 amino acids.
AUGGAGGCGCUGGAGCUGGAGCUGGAAGCGGUGGAGUCCCAGAUUCGCUCGCUGGAGACGAAGCGAGAGGGCAUCAGGGCUCUGCUCUUAACCCGUACUCGCUCGUCUGAGGUAAGUGUCCGAUACAACGACAAUCUCCCAGUUUCUUCAACUCCGCUUGUUUCUCUGUCCAGGCCCAGCGCACCGAGGACGCGGUGCACCCAGGCGUCGUUCACGCCGACUCCCGGCUACCACGGCCCCUGGGUGCAACCGCGUAAGGUGCUUGCCAGGUCCCGGGGCAGAACGUCUCCUCCUCCGGUGUUCGAGAUCCCCACAGAGAACCGCUUCGCCCCUCUCCGCGAGACGGGUCGCGAUGUUGCCAUCAUUGGCGACUCAAUCGUCCGCCACGUCCGCUCCACUUCCUCCAAAGAUACCUACUAUCCUGAGCGCUGCCGAGAGCCUCGGUGCCGCCGUCCUCCACGUGGGGACGAACGACACCGGGCUCCGGCAGACGGAGAUCCUGAAGAAGGACUUCAGGAGCCUGAUCGAGACGGUUCGACGCACUUCGCCCGCCACGCAGAUCAUCGUUUCUGGACCGCUUCCUACCUACCGCUGAGGAAAUGAAAG